This is a messenger RNA of Penicillium mononematosum, 543 nucleotides long. It is a transcript of the gene rho3, whose product is annotated as Rho family GTPase RHO3. The record is from RefSeq and is a predicted model, not a curated record. The coding region runs from base 1 to 543 and encodes 180 amino acids. The transcript is spliced from 8 exons. NCBI's taxonomy places the organism in Eukaryota, Fungi, Ascomycota, Eurotiomycetes, Eurotiales, Aspergillaceae. Gene Ontology annotation, molecular function: GTPase activity; GTP binding. Gene Ontology annotation, biological process: small GTPase-mediated signal transduction.
AUGCAGCUGUGCGGCCGUCAGAAGGUGGUCCAGCGCAAGAUGGUGCUGCUAGGCGAUGGUGCCUGCGGCAAGACAUCUGCGCUGAAUGUGUUUACUCGUGGAUUCUUCCCCACGGUUUACGAGCCUACAGUCUUUGAAAACUACGUGCAUGAUAUCUUCGUCGACAACAUACAUGUGGAGCUCUCGCUAUGGGAUACCGCCGGCCAAGAAGAGUUCGACCGACUGCGCGCGCUGUCUUAUGAGGACACACAUGUGCUUAUGCUCUGCUUCAGUGUCGACAGCCCUGACUCCUUCGAGAACGUAUCGUCGAAAUGGAUCGCCGAGAUUAACGAGAACUGCCCUGGCGUGCGCGUAGUCCUGACAGCGCUCAAGUGUGAUCUGCGCAAGGACGAAGACAUGAAUGAGAACCCCAACACCAUCAGCUUCGACCAGGGCCUAGCGAAGGCAAAGGAGAUCGGCGCCGUGAAGUACCUGGCUAAGGUUGCCCUCGAGGUUAACGCGGGCGGGAGCUCGUCCUCCGGUUCGCAGUGCAUCAUUCUGUGA